This is a messenger RNA of Cercospora beticola, 1318 nucleotides long. RefSeq lists its product as uncharacterized. Lineage: Eukaryota; Fungi; Ascomycota; Dothideomycetes; Mycosphaerellales; Mycosphaerellaceae. The record is from RefSeq and is a predicted model, not a curated record.
AUGAAGGACAAUCUCACACUCCCUUUUUCCAAACUCGCCUUCUGCUCCCCGGCACCACGUUCCUUGUCGCUCUUCAGUUUGCGAGCACUAUUUGAUCUCGCUGCCGCUCGUUGGCCUAUUUUCUUUUUUCUCCGUCCACCCACUAGCUUCCUCUGCCACCCUAGAGCGCCCGCGUACAGUAGCACACUGCCGACCGCAAAUCCUUCCGCCAGCAUUCCAGCCGCCUGUCCUGGGUCACCCGCAGAGUCACUUGCGAACCAUCCUGCUACCAACGGGCAAGCCCUCUGUACAACGAUCCACCAUCAAUCCACUCCCUUGCGAGCAAUUCUCACACACACCGUCUCCAUGAUUCUCAGGACCAAUUCGGAAGACUUCAACAUGGGCCGCGGCGCAUACGACACGACAGGCACACCCAAGCCGAAGCCAACGCCGCCGCCGAAGUCGCGACGAUAAUGCUCUCAUGGGCGCCGUCCUUGAUAUGCACCGCUCAACGAAACACUCCGUAUACGACGAUGCGACGUGCGAGAAAAGCGAGUCGCAGCUGCACAAACUUUCUUUCGAAACACGACAGCUGUGUUGCAGAAUCCAUCCAAGCUUCCGAAUUUACGUUGCAGCUAGCCUGCACGCAUGGAGCUUGGUGGAUCCACUCGCCAAACCACGCCCUUCUCGACCAAACCGCCUUUAACGAUCACUACUACCACUGCUACUUGAAUUUUCGAGCAUAAUACCCACUUGAGCGUUCGCUGUAUUACCUGAACAACACUUUUUUCGGUCCUCCACCUCACGCACACACCCGCCCACCAACACAACGCCACGAUCUUCGCUGCGACUCUGGACCAUCGACGCGAACAGGCAUAAUACUUCCAAAAUCCACUUCUUCGCGCGACCGACAUUAUCUUCACGGACCUUGGGACACUUUUUCUUUACUACACGGCGUUGGUUAGACGGGUAUGGGUGGCGACACUAUGAGCUUAGCGGAUCUUGUUGAGACUAGAGGGCAGAGCGGAGCAAUCCGCCAUGGGAAACAAAAGAAUUGUAUACUAUAUAUCUGCAUUGGGACAACCGGCGUUGGUGGCUUUCUGAUUUGAGACGCUGUUACAGCGGAUGAGGGUACUGGGCAGACGGGGUGUGGUGGCAGACGGCAAUUCAGUUACGCUGUCUGAUGUACCACUAGGCUCGGCUUCAGCCUGCGUUCACUUUUUCCCAUAUUUCGGCUGGCUGGAAAGGACUAUACCAGUCAUGAAUCGGAAUCGAUAUGGUUUCAUGGCAUAGCGAGAGAGUAAAAUUUCUUUGUAAUUAACUGAUACCCACCGUUUGC